This is a messenger RNA of Diaporthe citri, 1806 nucleotides long. RefSeq lists its product as uncharacterized. The transcript has a single exon. Gene Ontology annotation, molecular function: transmembrane transporter activity. The record is from RefSeq and is a predicted model, not a curated record. Bases 1 to 1806 code for a protein of 601 amino acids. Gene Ontology annotation, cellular component: membrane. Gene Ontology annotation, biological process: transmembrane transport. Lineage: Eukaryota; Fungi; Ascomycota; Sordariomycetes; Diaporthales; Diaporthaceae.
AUGGCUGGCGCCACAAAGAGCGGUGGUAUACAGCCGCUUCCCCCUCCGAGCACGGCCAGCGAGAGCACGAAUCCCCUGCUCCAACCAUCCCCAUCCUCCACCGAGGACGACGCCUCCUCCGUCCUCAGCAGCCCGGCCUCUUCCUACCGCUCCGACUCACCAAGUCCCUCCUUCAGACGUAGGCACCGCGCUGCCCUCAUCACGAAACGAAAUGUCUCCUUCAUCGGUGCCAUGUUGGCUGCCCUCUGCGCUGGCUCCAUAACAGCUUUCUCGCUGUACGGCCAUCUCUUCCAGGAGCGCCUGCACUACACCCAGUACCAAGUCAAUGGAAUAUCCAUCGUUGCAUCCUUCGCGCUCUACAUCCUGGUCCCAUUCUUCGGCUACACAUGCGACCGCGUUGGGCCUGCGCCGCUCGCCGGCUUGUCUGCCGUGCUGUUCGGUGUUGGCUACGGCCUGGCGGCCGGACUCUACAAGCAGGGCGAGGCAGAUGGAUCAAAACCGGGGAAGCUCUCCUACGCCCUGAUGACCGUUGCUUUCGUCUGCAUUGGAAUGGGCUCUUGCGCCCUCUAUAUCAGUUCGGUCACCACGUGUGCCAAGAACUUUGGAAAGGGCAAGCAUCGUGGGCUAGCGCUGGCGAUGCCUAUCACGGCUGUUGGGCUGAGCGGCAUGUGGCAGAGUCAAGUUGGCAGCCGCUUGCUGUAUGAGCGCAAUCCUGACGGAAGCAAGGGAGAUGUGGAUGUCGUCUCCUUCUUCAUAUUCCUUGCAAUCUUGCUCUUUGUGGUGGGCACGAUCGGGUCUUUCACCAUGAAGGUCAUUGAUGAGCAGGAUCUCAUUGACGAAGCCGUGGAGGAGCUCGAGAGGAGUGGCCUCCUCGAUGGCAGCGCAUUGUUCACGCCAGGGCGCACUUCUGCUGGUGGCUAUGGCACGAUCGAGAGGUCCAACCCGCUGGAUGAUGAGGAAAACGCCAGCCUGUUGGAUCCAGCCAAGGAUUUUGAGGAUGAUGCAAGGUUCAAGAAAAACUGGGUUCUCAAUGCCGAGACUCGACGAUUCCUGAACGAUCACACCAUGUGGUUCCUCGCGGCUGGGUUCUUCUGCACGAUCGGGCCCGGUGAGGCUUUCAUCAACAACAUGGGUACCGUCAUCAAGACUCUUUAUCCGCCGACUGCCAUUCUCAUCGGCUCGUCGACAUCAGCCGCGACACAUGUUUCCAUCAUUUGUGCAACAAGCACAGUAGUUCGUCUCCUGGUGGGUGCGCUGACGGAUCUCGUGGCGCCGACGCCAGAAUCACAAUAUGUGCAGAUCCCUUCGUCCCAGCCUCCUCGCACGAUCCUACACCGGAUGAAGUUCUCUAUUUCUCGCGUCACAUUCCUACUCUUCUUUGCACUUCUCAUGUCCAUAGGCUUGGCCGUGCUAGCCUCGGGCGCGAUACAAAAUCACGGCGAGCGAUUUUGGAUCGUUUCCAGCCUCAUCGGUGCUGGGUAUGGAGCGCUCUUCAGCAUUACUCCGAUUAUCGUGACGAUAAUCUGGGGCGUCGAGAACUUUGGUACCAACUGGGGCAUCGUGGCGACAUUCCCAGCACUAGGGAACACGCUCUGGGGACUGGUCUACUCGGCUGUCUACCAAGCUGGCGCAGAAAAGAGCCCCAACCCACCAGAGGCAGGGAAUGGCGACCUCUUCUGCUACGGGACUCAGUGUUAUGCCACCGCUUACUGGGCGAUGGCGAUCAGUGUCUGGAUUUCUUGCCUACUAGUGCUAUGGGCCUGGAAGGGAAAGAAUGGAUGGUCCCAGCGAGGUAUUGUGAUUUGA